AAAUUACACAACAUGGCGUGUUGCGUUCUGAUGACGAUCAGAUGAGCAGACUACAGGAAAAAUUAGCUAUAAGUGCUAAAGUAUUCUUGCAAUGAUUGCUUACUUUGUGCUUCAAGGUUUCUUGAUUAGUACAUUUUUGUUAAAAUCUAUAAAACUUCAAGAAUGUUCCAACAAAAGCCUUGGACUACGUGACCAAGACGGGCUACCUGAAUACUACUUUCAAGCUACGUCUUACAGGGAAGGUUUACUCAAUGAAGGUUCACGCAAAAAAUGGGGAUCAAUCAAUAAAAGUCCCAGUACAACAUGGUGUCCUUUGAAGAAGAAUGUAAAUAAUAGUUUUCUUGAAGUAGAUCUUCUCCAACAGUUUUCGUUAUGUGGAGUUUCUACUCAAGGAGAUGAAUUACAUGGUUUUACUGAAACGUUCAAAAUUCAGCUUUCUUCUGACAGAAUUCAUUGGCACUUUUACCAAAAUGGUACCAACAAGAUAUUAAAAGGAAAUAAAAAUGGGGCAGACGUUGUUUUUUUCAAUUUAAACGUCAAUAAGACGGUAAGAUUUGUUCGCUUUUAUCCCAUGGCAUAUGAUAAAAAUGGCUGUCUUCGAGUGGAACUAUAUGGUGAAGUAAAAAAGAAAGAAUCAUGUGAAAAGAAAGCUCUCAAAGUUUCUAGCAUCUCAAUGGAACCAGCAACCAUCAAAUCGUUUUCUCUCAAUCGCAAUAAAACUUGCUGGCCAGUCAAUGUUUCCAAUCCUUUGGUAAAAUUUGAUUUUGGUUCGUAUUCUGUCAUCUGCGGUUUACAGUUUCGUUACGAUGGAGUAAUUCGUGUCACAAGCGACAAUGACACUUUUAACGUUAAAACUCAAAAAUUGUCUGGUCUUAAAUUCUAUUUCCCCAAACAAAGAAUCUUAACAAAGACACUUACUUUUCAACCAAAUGGUUCAUCAAAUUGUCUCUCAUGGAAAUUGUUUGGCUAUUCUAACGAAGAUCUGCUUGAUGAAGAUCUUGGUUUUCAAUAUGGAAACUUAACUUUCUUAAACUACUUUCACAAAGGAAAUUUUUAUCGAGAUCCGCUUGAUGCAGAAAUUCCUCCAAGUAAUGGCAGAUUAUACAACCCUGAAGGGUAUCGGUGUUCUUAUAAAAAUGAAGCCUCCUUUCUUGAAUUAAUUUUAGUCAGAAGUUAUUUUAUUUUUGCCUUUUCGAUUCAAGAGUAUUAUAAAUCGUCACAUCGCAAUGACAUUAAAAUAAAUUACACUAUAUCUUACUCAAGUGACUAUUCUUCUUGGAAAAGUUACGACAAGAAUUUUGAAUUGAAAUUUGACGACAUUGUUGAGAAGCGUGAUUUUAUCAAACCAAUCAAAGCUCGAAUUUUAAGGAUCCAUGUUCCUCUUAGUUCCAUCUUUGGUGUUCUUCACUGCUCAAGGGUGGAGUUACAUGGUGUCAGUGAAAACAUAGAACAAUGCAAAAUACAGUCGCCAAUGGGACUCACUAAUGACGUCACUAGAGCACAGAAUAAAAUACCUGAGGGAAGCAUUACUGUGUCUUCCACCUACGAUGAAGAUCAGUUUGGUAAAUCACAUGUAAGACUGCGAAGUGGUCGCUGUUGGUGUGGCAAAGACACAACGAACAACCCCAAACAAUGGAUUAAAAUUGCUUUCGAAAAAUUGGUCAGCAUAUCUGGAAUAUCAACUCAAAGAUGCCCCAUAGCUUAUGCUACAAAAUUCACGAUAAAGUACAGUUAUGAUGAUAGUCGGUUUUUUGGUUAUGACAAUGAUACCUCUCCUGAGAUUUUUCAAGCCGUAAGCUCAAAGUCAAACAAAGAAGAUAGCAUCUUUGCCAACUGGUUCAAUCGAACAAUCACUGCCAAAUAUAUUAAAGUUGAAAUAGAGAAAGACCACCUAGUUCCUUGUCUUCGCAUGGAGCUUUACGGAUGUAGAAAAGACGAGACUCCUUCUAUUGAGCAUUCUUCGCAAGCAACGUUUCUUAACAGAAGUGAAAAUUCCAGUAUCUCUUUGGAAUGUCAAAUUCGUGGUCAACCAGGAAUGAUAGUAGCCUGGGAAGGAAACGGUGUCAAGUCUACAAGUCCCAACCCUCAAACUUUGAAUACAUUUGGUAUAGUAAAGACAACCAUGACAGUUACAUAUGUCAAUGAUCAAUUAGUAUUUCAUCAUUGCAUAAAAUCAAGCAAUAACUCUCGAAAAUUUCACUGCAAAUUAUACCAUAAUUGUACUGCAAAAUAUCCUCGAGCAACGAUUUUAUCAAGAAAAACUAUCCCUGUCAUCAUUACACCAGAUAUUGUUCUUCCAGAUUCUCCUCAAGUACUGUCAAUAAGUGAUGUUAAAUCUCAUUCUGUUAUCAUAUCAUGGCGCGCUGCAUCUGACUACAUUGAGAGUCGUCUUGAAAGAUACGUCAUCAGAGUUGCUAACGACAAUAUUACUUACGAAAUAAAUAUAACGGAUAGGAUCAACAAGCCUGAAUUGAAUUAUCAACUUAAAAAUCUGACGGAAUAUUCCUUUUACAAUGUGAGAAUUGCGGCUGUAAGCGCUAUUGCCAGCAGUCCUUUCACACAGAAUACUUCAUUUUUAACAUUAUAUGGACCAUUUAUGGAACUCAAUAAAACUGAACUAAAGGUUCAUUUAAAUGAAAGAAACGUAUCAAUAAUAUGCAAAGGAAAAGGUUAUCCAUUGCCUGAUGUCACUUGGAAAAAGAAGAACAAAAUAAUUCCUAAAUUCCAGAACUCAACAGUUGCCUUAGAUGAUUUAGUUUAUCAAGAGACAAACCUUUCAGAAUUUAGCACAAAAUCCAACUCAUACUUACAAAAGACAAGUGUAUUGUUUUUACGAAAGAAAGGAAUUACUUACGAUGAUUAUGGAAACUAUACAUGUGAAGUGCUUAACAAAAAUCAAACAUCGCAGCCAUUACAAAAAACUGUUGAAAUACUAUUUUUCCCAGUUGCCUUAGGUAAUACAACCAAGAAAACAGUUCUUCAAGGUCAGGACGUCAGCUUUGAUUGUAAAGUUGAAGGUCGUCCAACUCCACGAGUUAUUUGGCAAUUUAAUAAUCAUCGCAUCUUAACCAAUCACAGCGUAAUAAAUAACAGCUUAACAAUCUAUUCUGUUAAAAAUACCGAAAAAUUUGAAGGAUUUUAUUCAUGUUUUGGCAAAAAUAAAGCUGGUAUAAGUAAAAAACUAACUCAUCAUCUUAUUGUUCAUGCAAAACCAAGAAUUCUCAAUAUAUCAAAGACUGCAACACAUCAAAUUAAUAAUAACGUUACUUUAACAUGUGAUGUAUCAGGUGAUCCACAACCUACUAUAUCUUGGAGAAUUGAAAAUUCCUCUCAUCCUUUAUCAUCAAAAAAGUUUCAACUUUCAAAUUCAAAUCAAACAUUGCUAAUAAGGAAUAUUUCACUUAAUGAUGAAAAUACAUACAUAUGUGAAGCUCGGAACAAGUACGCUUCCGUUGAAAGAAAUGUGACCAUAAAUGUCAAAGUUUACCCACAAGCUGAAAUCAACAGUUCAUCGACAAUUUAUUUAAACAACACAAAUAACGUUGUGAUAGUUAGAUGUAAAGGAAGAGGUUAUCCUGCGCCUACAGUCAUUUGGUACAAAGAUGGAAUAAAACUGGAUACCAACAUAUCAUCAGGUGUAUACCAGACAUCCAUGAUAACCAAGCAUCUUCCGGUUCUUGCAUGGAUAUCAAGGACUCUUUAUAUCCAUCCAGACUUAGCAUUCAGUCAGUAUGGAAAUUACACUUGCAAGGCAACUACAGAUGAUGAUGAGAGUGUAAAAGUCGUCGAAAUUAUCUUAACUCCUCAGGUAUCAGUGCAUAAAUUACCAAAUACGCGCUCAGUACUGGAAGGAACAAACGUAAAUUUUACAUGCUCAGCAAACGGAUCACCUCAGCCAUCAAUUUCCUGGAAUAUUGUAAACGGAACUCUACAAUCACAUUCUACGUUUAUGGAAGCUAAAGGAAAACUUGUGCUAGUUUUAAACAAUGUCACAAAUAAAGACGAAGGAGUCUAUCAAUGUCUGGCGCACAGCAGAGGAUCUCUUGUGAUGAAAUCAUUGUCUUUGGUUGUUCAUGUCAAACCUCGAAUUAUUGAACAAUUCAAUAACGACGAUGUCGAAAAUGGUACUUUAUAUAAACUGAACUGUACAGCAUAUGGCGACCCAAUUUUAACGUAUUCGUGGAGGCUAGAUGGAAAAUGGAAAAUUCCUAAUUCUUAUAAAACUGAACGGAAUAAGACAUUGGUGAUUCACCCUUUUAAAUUAGAAAAUCAAGGGAUAUACAUGUGUUUGGUUGAAAAUGUCGAAGGAAAUGCAUCCACAAUAGCCAAUAUAACAGUUUUUGCUAUUCCACAAAUCUUGAUGCCUUUGUCAAACAAAACGAAAAAUGAAAGUAGUUCUGUACAAUUUGUUUGUAUGGGUAAAGGUCUACCAAUUCCUGAUGUUAUUUGGCAAAAAAAUGGUUUGGUAAUUAACAAUUCUACAAAAUACUUUAUUCAACAAACGGGUGAAAAUAAUACUCGGCGAACAUCAAUUUUGAAGAUAAAAAAUUUGAAAUUUAUGGAUAGAGGUGUAUAUUCUUGUACAAUGAGGAAUAGAAAAGAUGAAACUGUUGCAAAUGGAAGCCUGGUAGUACAAGUUCCUCCAAAAGCAUCAAGUCAACCGUUUAUACAUGUCAAUAUUUCACAAUCAGCGAAAGUCCAGUGUAAUUUGUAUGGUUUCCCUAUACCUCAUGUAACUUGGUUUAAAGAUCGUAUUGAGAUAAAGAAUAGUUCUCGUUAUAAAAUAUCAACAGAACGUCAAUCGGAGUUAUAUUGGUUGUCACAAAUCAAUAUUAAACAUGUUAAACGGAGUGACACUGGAAAUUACACAUGUUUUAUCAAAAACGAAGCUGGUAUUCAUCAAAAUUAUACGAAGCUUUAUGUUUUAGAGCGUCCAGAUCCUGUGAACAUUUCUAUUUAUAACGUGACUUCCAAAUCAGUUGUUCUAAAAUGGAAAGAAAACUUCAAUGGCAAUGAAAUAAUUCGUCUUUUCUCUCUCGUGUAUUUCAUCAAUUCAAGUAAAAUGACGUCAUCCAAGCAUGUUACAUUUUCAUCCAGUACAACAACUCAUCAAGUCAAUUUACUGCAACCAUACAGUAAUUACAUUUUUCAAAUCAGCGCAACCAAUAGGAUCGGCGAAAGUGAUUUGACGUCAGUUUCUGUGGACACGCUUCAAGAUGUGCCGUCAGAACCAUACAAUAUUACUGUUACAAGUAAGUCCAAUACAAGUGUUCAGUUGUCAUGGAAUGCUCCAAAGUCGCCCAAUGGAAUCAUUGUGUUGUAUGAUGUUUAUUUAACGAAUACACAGAGUAUGGAAAUUCAACACGACAAUACUACAAAUCAGAGAUUCUUCUGGCAGAUGCUUCAGCCUUAUACGAAUUAUUCUUUCUGGAUUUAUGCUAAAACAUCAGUUGGCCGUGGGAAUCAAAGUAAAAUCACGAUAGUUCAAACUUUAGAAGGAGUCCCGAGUGAACCACGCGAGGUAUUUGGAAAAGCUCUGGACAGUACUAGCAUUGAAGUAAAUUGGCUGAUGCCUGCAAUACCUUCAGGGAAAAUAACUCAUUAUAAGAUAUACUACCGACUAAAGACUGACGAAAGCAAUCAUUACAAAGUAAUGGACGACAUUUCUGGAAACAGUCGCUCUAACAAAUUAACUAAAUUACAAAUUGCGUCAGAGUAUGUGGUCAUUGUUCAAGCUUUUACUUUAGCUGGUGGAGGAAAAAAGAGCAAUGAAAUAUCAAUAAAGACAAAAGUUGGACCUCCAAUAAUUCCUAGUGAACGACCAUCGACGAUCAAACCUGAGAUGGAUGAUUUUGAUGCAACCACAAUGAUUGCUGUGAAACUUCCGAAAUUCUCAGAAAGAAAUGGAUACAUCAAAAAAUAUAAAGUUCUUGUUGCCAUGGUAGACAGUUUGACAGAAUCAGACUACACAGAAAUUUUUAAAAAAAGAAAAACACAACCUUUGUCUUAUAAUGAAUGGAUUGAAAAAAAGCAGAAGACUGGAAUAGUUUUUGUGGCGUUUGCGUUUAAUGGCAGUUCAUUUGAUUAUUAUGAAAAUUUCGUUAUUGGCCGAGGUCAACCAUUUGAUAAUGAUGUUUCAAGAAGAAAACGAAGGGCUGACGAAAGAAGCUAUAGAAAUGGAGAACUAAUUCCUGGCAAGCACUAUGCUGUUGCUUUGAGAGCUUUUACUGAUGAGAACAAGUUUUCAACGAGUGAAGUAUUAGUGGUUGCUACAAAACAAAAGUCUUCGGGUGGACUUUCUUCAAAUAAUGAAGUAACAAUAGGAGUCGUUGUUGCGAUUGUUGCUGUCUUUUUAUUUGCUCUGCUUCUGGUUGCCGUUUGGUUCAAGAUAAAAAAGAACAGAAAUCACUCAAUAAGCAAUCCUGAAGCAAUCAAUGAUAUAGGAUUUCGUAAUCUUGGUCAUCCUAUACCAGUGGCUGAGUUUAAAUUCUACUUAGAAUCAAUGCAGAUUGGUAACGAAUUUGAUGAAAUCCCCAAAAUUGUGACAAACCUAAAAACAGAUGAUGCAUUAAAGAGUUUCACCAGUCUCAAAAAUCGAUACAAAAAUAUCUUUCCAUAUGACUUUAACCGUGUUUGUCUUGAACAAAGUGAAGAGGAAGGAAAUUAUAUUAAUGCGAGUAUUAUAAAGGGGCUGAAUGUUCCUUCAAAAUAUAUAGCUACACAAGGACCGUUGGCCACUACAACGAAUGAUUUCUGGCAAAUGGUUUGGCAACAAAAUGUUUCUAUAAUUGUUAUGCUAACAGGAUUGAAAGAAAACGCAAAAGAAAAAUGUCAUAAAUACUGGCCGGAAAACAAUGAAGAAGUGGCAUUUGGUGAUUUAAAAAUAAAAACAACCGGUGAAACAGUACUUGCUGAUUUUACAAUUCGAUAUUUUGAAGUUACGGAUUAUGAUAGUGGUCAAAUUCGUUUGGUACAACAUCUUCACUUUACUGCUUGGCCUGAUCAUGGAGUCCCUAGGUAUCCGGGUCCUUUGCUGCACUUUUACAAACGUUACAGAUCUGGUUUAACUGGUUCAGAACCGGUUAUUAUUCAUUGCAGUGCUGGAGUUGGACGCACUGGCACAUUUAUUGCAAUUGAUUACAUCCUUCAAAAGUUAAAAGAAAAAACAGAUGAAGAUCCUUGUAUUGAUGUUCUUCAUUUUGUCAGAGAAAUGAGAGGUCAAAGAAUGUUUAUGGUUCAAACAAAGGAACAAUAUCAGUUUAUUCAUCUUGCUAUCCUGGAAGCAAUUAAUUAUCCUGACACUGAAAUAUCUUCUAACAAAAUUCGAACAAGAACAGCAUUUCUCAGAGAGAAGAUUCCUGGAAAAACGAAGACUAAUGCUCAAGAUAUUUAUGAAAAUCUUCAACAACGACUGGGAAAGGAGUCUAGUAAUGUUGGAUUAUCCAGUGAAAAUCAAGGAAAGAAUAGAUCUCAGAUAAUUCCAUAUGACUUUAAUCGUGUCUGUUUGAACGAAAUAUCAAAUUCUUCUAACUACAUCAACGCCAGUUAUAUAAGGGGCUAUCAAAAUCCACUCAACUUCAUUGUAACCCAACAUCCUCUUCCAAACACCUUGAACGACUUCUGGCUUAUGAUCCUUGAGCAAAAAUCAGCUAUUUUGGUUGCGCUCGUUACAAAAGAAGAGUUGGAUGAAUUUGGGUGUUAUUGGCCUGAGGACGGUUUUAACUCAUACGGAGUAGUUAAUGUCGCCAUAGAUGAAAUUAACAAGAAUUAUGCUGCAUCGGGAUUUAUUGUGAGAAAAUUCAGGCUUACAGACACACGAGACACUGUUGGUCAUUCAUUUAUCGUCACUCAUUUUCAUUUCUUUGAUUGGUCCAAUUCCCAUACUCCAACGACUUCUUCUGUGUUGCGCCUGCUGGCAGAGAUGGAAAAAGUACAGCGGUUGUCAGGAAAUCAAUUGGUGACAGUUCAUUGCAGUGAUGGUUCAGGUCGAAGUGGUUCUUACUGUGCAAUUGUAUCUUCUAUUGAACGAGUUAAACUUGAAGAUAAUAUCGAUAUGGCAAUGACGUUGAGAAAUCUUCAAGCUCAAAGAAUAAAUUUGAUUGAAAAUGAGGUUCAGUACUUGUUUUGCUAUGAUGUCAUCUCUGCAUUGUUGACGUCAUUCGAUGAUCAAUUGUAUGAUAACUUUUCACCUUCGAAUACGACAGAAAAUAUAACCACUACAUUAGAGGUCAAGCUUUAGACGUCACAGUUAUUUCUACAUUUGUAUCGUUUAUUGGUCCAUUACAUCCAUUACAUUGGUUCCUUGGUUUAUUAAUUAUUUUAGUAUUUGUAUUUUAGCAGCAUGAGUAAUUCAACUUUUAGAUACUCAAUAAUUUAGUCAAAACUAUUAAGUCGUGUAAAGAUAGACGUUUAAUGAUUAAUAUGGCGUAUUGUACGCUAUGUAUAAUGUAAUAAAUGAGUGUAUUUGUGAUA
Messenger RNA from Xenia sp. Carnegie-2017, 8472 nucleotides. Its product is annotated as receptor-type tyrosine-protein phosphatase S-like. The coding region runs from base 92 to 8239 and encodes 2715 amino acids. Gene Ontology annotation, molecular function: protein binding; protein tyrosine phosphatase activity. The record is from RefSeq and is a predicted model, not a curated record. NCBI's taxonomy places the organism in Eukaryota, Metazoa, Cnidaria, Anthozoa, Malacalcyonacea, Xeniidae. Gene Ontology annotation, biological process: protein dephosphorylation. The transcript has 43 exons.